Pygocentrus nattereri (red-bellied piranha) is the source of this 10859-nucleotide messenger RNA. RefSeq names its product receptor tyrosine-protein kinase erbB-4. NCBI's taxonomy places the organism in Eukaryota, Metazoa, Chordata, Actinopteri, Characiformes, Serrasalmidae. Bases 192 to 4466 code for a protein of 1424 amino acids. The record is from RefSeq and is a predicted model, not a curated record. Gene Ontology annotation, cellular component: basal plasma membrane; signaling receptor complex. Gene Ontology annotation, molecular function: ATP binding; epidermal growth factor receptor binding; transmembrane receptor protein tyrosine kinase activity. Gene Ontology annotation, biological process: positive regulation of kinase activity; cell surface receptor protein tyrosine kinase signaling pathway; positive regulation of cell population proliferation. The transcript has 27 exons.
CGCGAGCGCCUCGUGAAGCGGACUCAAGUUUUGUGGAGAGCGGCGGCGCGCGGAGCGGAGACACACUCACUGCGCGCGGCGCGCAUGGACAUGUGGACGCGCGCGAGGCUGUGCCGCGCGGACCGGAGGAGCAGAUAAGCUCCUGAACAUGUGAACAUAACGGGAGUAAACACCACAGCGCGCGAGGAGCGAUGAUGAUGAUGAUGAUGAUGAUGAUGAUGAUGGUGAGGAGGAGGAGGAGGCUGCUGCUGCACUGGCUGCUGCUCGCCGCCGUGGCCGUGGGGAUGGGAGCCUCGCAGGCAGUCUGUCCUGGCACUGAUAACAAGCUCAGCACCCUGUCGGACCUGGACCAGCAGUACCACACUCUGCGCAAGUUCUACGAGAACUGUGAGGUGGUCAUGGGCAACUUGGAGAUCACCAGCAUCGAGCGCAACCGCAACCUCAACUUCCUUAAGUCGAUCCGGGAGGUGACGGGUUAUGUUCUGGUGGCGCUGAACCAGUUCGACUACCUGCCUCUGGAGAACCUGCGAAUCAUCCGUGGCACCAAACUGUACGAAGGCCGCUACGCUCUGGCCAUCUUCCUCAACUACAGGCGGGACGGCUACUUCGGCCUCCGGCAGCUGGGCCUCAAGAACCUCACUGAAAUCUUGAAUGGUGGGGUGUACGUGGAUCAGAAUAAGUUCCUGUGCCAUGCAGACACCAUCCACUGGCAGGACAUCGUGAAGAACCCUCGAGCUGAACUACUGGUGGUGCCGUCCAACAACAGCGGCAGUUCAUGCAGGCGAUGUCAUCGAUCCUGUAAUGGACGCUGCUGGGGUCACCAAGAAGACCAGUGCCAGACCUUGACGAAGACAGUCUGUGCUGAGCAGUGUGACGGCCGCUGUUUCGGUCCCUACGUCAGCGACUGCUGCCACCGAGAGUGCGCUGGAGGCUGUUCCGGACCCAAAGACACCGACUGCUUUGCUUGUACCAACUUCAACGACAGUGGGGCUUGUGUGACGCAGUGUCCCCAACCUUUUGUCUACAACCCAACGACCUUCCAGCUGGAGCACAAUCCCAAAGCCAAAUACACCUAUGGAGCAUUCUGCGUCAAGAAAUGCCCACAUAACUUUGUGGUGGACCACAGCUCCUGUGUGCGAGCCUGCCCAAGCAACAAGAUGGAGGUGGAGGAGAACCGCAUCAAAAUGUGCAUCCCGUGCACUGACAUCUGCCCAAAAGUGUGCGAUGGCAUCGGCACAGGCAGUUUACAGAUGGCCCAGACGGUGGACUCCAGCAACAUUGACAAGUUUGUCAACUGCACCAAGAUCAAUGGCAACCUGAUCUUCCUCAUCACUGGGAUUAAAGGAGACAUGUACCAUGGCAUCGGAGCUUUGGACCCAGAGAGGCUCAACGUGUUCCGCACUGUCAAAGAGAUCACAGGUUUCCUAAACAUCCAGUCAUGGCCAGAGAACAUGACGGACCUUGGCGUUUUCUCCAACCUUGCUACAAUUGGAGGAAGAUCCCUUUACAGUGGGAUCUCUCUGCUGAUCCUGAAGCAGCGCUGGAUCACCUCCCUCCAGUUCCAGUCCCUGCAGGAGAUCAGCGCAGGAAAUGUCUACAUCACCAACAACAGCCAGCUGUGCUACUACAACACCGUCAACUGGACCGGUCUGUUCCGCACCAGUGGUCAGAGAGCCCUUAUCAAGAGCAACAAGGACCCACGAGAAUGCACUCAUGAGCGGAUGGUGUGUGAUAAGCUGUGUUCAGAAGCUGGAUGUUGGGGUCCCGGUCCGGAUCAGUGUCUGUCCUGCAGGUUCUACAGUCGAGGCAGAACCUGCGUGAAGUCCUGCAGCCUCUACAGUGGGGAGGUUCGUGAGUUCGUUAAUGGCUCAGUGUGUGUGGAGUGUGACAGCCAGUGUGAGAGAGCCGGAGAUAAAACCCUGACCUGCCACGGCCCAGGUCCAGAUCACUGUACGAAGUGUCUUCAUCUGAAAGAUGGUCCUAACUGUGUGGAGAAAUGUCCUGAUGGGCUGCAGGGAGCCAACAGCUUCAUCUUCAAAUACGCUGAAAGCAACAACGAGUGCCAUCCCUGCCACCCCAACUGCACCCAGGGGUGCACUGGACCUCGCAUCCAGGACUGCAUUGGAAUGCUGGACAGGACUCCGCUGAUUGCGGCUGGAGUGAUCGGGGGGAUGUUUGUGGCCGUCAUCGUGGCUCUCGGCUUCGCCAUUUAUGUUCGACGCAAGAGCAUUAAGAAGAAGAGAGCUCUGCGCCGCUUCCUGGAAACAGAGUUGGUGGAGCCUCUAACACCCAGUGGAACAGCACCAAAUCAAGCUCAGCUACGAAUACUGAAGGAGACGGAACUAAAGAGGGUGAAGAUCCUGGGCACUGGAGCUUUUGGAACCGUCUAUAAGGGUAUUUGGGUUCCAGAGGGAGAGAGCGUGAAGAUUCCAGUGGCCAUCAAGAUCCUCAAUGAAACUACAGGACCAAAAGCCAAUGUGGAGUUUAUGGAUGAGGCACUCAUUAUGGCCAGCAUGGAGCAUCCCCACCUGGUGCGUUUGCUGGGAGUGUGCCUGAGCCCGACCAUCCAGCUGGUGACCCAGCUCAUGCCCCACGGCUGCCUGCUGGACUACGUUCACGAACACAAAGACAACAUCGGCUCCCAGCUGCUGCUCAACUGGUGUGUGCAGAUCGCAAAGGGGAUGAUGUACUUGGAGGAGAGGAGACUGGUCCAUCGGGACUUGGCUGCCCGCAAUGUAUUGGUGAAAUCUCCCAACCACAUCAAGAUCACUGACUUUGGGCUGGCUCGCCUGCUGGACGCUGAUGAGAAGGAGUACAAUGCAGAUGGAGGCAAGAUGCCCAUUAAGUGGAUGGCCCUGGAGUGCAUUCACUAUAGAAAGUUUACACACCAGAGUGAUGUCUGGAGUUACGGAGUGACCAUCUGGGAGUUGAUGACAUUUGGAGGAAAGCCAUACGAUGGAAUUCCCACCCGAGAAAUUCCGGACAUCCUGGAGAAAGGAGAACGUCUGCCUCAACCCCCAAUAUGUACCAUAGACGUCUACAUGGUUAUGGUCAAAUGUUGGAUGAUCGAUGCUGACAGUAGGCCCAGGUUUAAAGAGCUCGCUGCCGAAUUCAGCAGGAUGGCCAGAGACCCUCAGAGGUACCUCGUCAUCCAGGGGGACGACUGCAUGAAGCUGCCCAGUCCAAACCACAGUAAAUUCUUCCAGAGUCUUCUGGAUGAGGAUGACCUAGGAGACCUGAUGGAUGCUGAGGAGUACCUGGUACCUCAAAGCGUUAAUGCCUCUGCUUCCUCUUAUCCACCCAGACUUCAUCUGGACUCCAAUCGGAAUCAGUGCGGAUACCGUGAUGGAGCUAUUCCACCUGAAGAGAUAGCGGGGGCUGCCGUCUCCUCUGGCAGUCCAUCCAACCCAGCGAGGACCCAGCGGAUGCCACUCGACUCCCAGGAGGAAAAGCACUGCAACGGAAGCCUGAAGAAACAGACCGGCCCUGGCCUUGUGGAGGACAGCUGUGGCCAGCGCUACAGCGCUGACCCUACUGUCUUCCUGGGACAGAUAACACAGAGGGGGGGCACUGAUGAGGAUGGAUAUGUGGCCCCCCGGAAGGACAAAAGUUCCUUAGAGCACCUGAAUCCCAUUGAAGAGAAUCCUUUCGUCACACGCCGAAAAAACCGAGAGAUUCACGCACUGGACAACCCGGGGUACCAUAUCACCCCUGAUGGGCAGCCCAAUGUUGAGGAUGAGUACAUCAAUGAGCCUCUAUACCACAACACAGGUGAGAAGAGCCAGGAGACCCUGAAGAAGAAUGGAAUUCCUGUUCCUAUGCUGUCGUUAACAGCAACCAACACUACAAAUAGCCAUGCACUCCUCACCACCCAAACAGGUAGACCCCAUCACCACAGCCAAGGAGCACAUGUUCAUUUUGCAAUUCCACCUGUUCAACCCCCUCAAAGUGGACCAAUGAGUCAGAAUGGCCACCAUGCCCAUUCAGUCAAGGGACUCUCUACUGAUCACCCCAGCAAGUCUGGGCAUCCUUCGGCAACAGGCCAAAUAUGCCAUAUCAGCCACCAAGUCCAGCCUGGUUACACUGGUCCGGGUAGUCUCUCAGACCAGCAGGCUCAAAUGGCAAAGUCUGCAGCCACUGCUAAGAGUAGCAUCACUGGCCUCCCGGGCCAUGUUGCCCACCAAAGCAGCAUGCCCCAAGCAAGUCACACUGGAACAAUUAUGGUGGACAAGACGUACAAGAACACCUUUGACAAUCCAGAGUACUGGCACCACAGCCUUCCAUCCAAGGUUGCACAGCAUCCACAAGAUCCUUCUCUGAUCUGCAGUAACAAUUUCCUCUACAAGCAGAACAGCCGUGUGCGGUCUGGUAUUGCAGAAAAUCCAGAGUACCUGUCGGAAUCCGGCAUGAAGCCAGGCACCGUUCUGCCUCCACCACCGUAUCGGCAGAGGAAUACUGUAGUGUAAUUGCCCAAAUCACUCAUAUUCCAGAGAGCCUGGUUCCCCUACCAGCACCUUAAACAUGUUUUCUUCUUCCUCAGCAGUUCCUGCAAAGUUUAUACCCUAAACUUGCCAUUUCUUGUCUUGUGCCAUAGUAGAUGCUCCUGAGGAAGGAAAUAUAAGACUUAACAGGGAAAGUAGGUCAGUCCAACCAAACCUCAUCCCAGAAUAUUUUCCCAAGUGAGCCAGAGAGCAAAGUGUACCUUCCUGCCAUUUGUACCUCUCCUUCUUCAUCCUGUCUGGAACCUAAGGUAACUCUAAAAUAUUGUGAAGGUGAUGACAUUGGAGAGCUCACCAUUUUAUAGUGUACUUUCAGAUGACUACAUUUGUCUGGCUAAGAAAAUAAACACAUCAUCAUUAUAUUUGAUUUUCUCCUGGCUUGGCUUGGAGAUUUCGCGCCAAGUCCCAUGGAUUGAUAACUACACUGGAACAAUCUGUAACAUAUUUUUUAUUCCAGAUUCUGUACAAAGCAAGUACUUCAAUUUUGCAGACACUAAAAUGAGGCGGUAAAGUAAACAAGUCUAUUGGGUCGUUUGAAAGAAUGCAUUCCUUUAGUACCUUCAUAUUUUUCUAUAUUACGUGGCCCACCAUCAUCAAUCCAAACAAAUGGCAGCAGUAAAUUCCACUGUGGAAACAGCUAUAAUGCUAGAGUUUAAGAUUGCUGAGAGGCUUGCUGGCUGAAACCUUCAAGACAAAUGAAACCUAUAAUGUAAUAUUUAAAAUUGAAGGUGUUGUGGGAAAAAUUUGUACAUUCAAAUCAAAACAUUAGAAGAUUAAUCAGUGAGCAAGUUGAGAGUAACGAUGGAAACAUUGAGAGAUGCUCAAAUGUGGAUCUGUGUUUUGUGGGUAAAGUUUAGACUUGAAGAUACUGUAACACUUCGCUUGUGAACCUUGUAUACAUAAUACAACAUGCAUUUAUUACAUGAUACCUGGCCUAUAUAAUGCCUUAUAAUGAACAGCAUAAGGCAUUACAACCAAUAAUAUAAUGUGUAACAGGAAUAUAAGGCCUUAAAGAUAUGUAUAAUGUAUUGCACAUGUAAAUGUAAUUAUCUAUGUUUACUUACAAUGGCUUAUGACAUACAUUAUAAGGCACUGUGGAAGCCAUAUAACAUUUACAUUAGUGAUGUAUUAUAUAUAGAGGAUUCGCAGGAACUGUUACCAAAGACAACUCAGGAUAGUGGUCUGUUCCUAUGGGAUACAACUGAUUAUAUUUUAGCUAACUUAACUUAUUCUGAAAGAAAACUCUUUGAACAUGAAGAGAUCUGUGCUUAAGACCACUAGUGCGUAUUAAACUGAAGAUGUGGAGUCUACAACCGUCUUUAGUCUUACAGUGUAGGUUUAAGAAUCUAUCAUCUAUGGUAGAACCAAGAUUCCUCAAAGAGGUCACAGGAUCAUUAAGAAGCUGAAGGCUCUUUGAGUCAUUGAUGGAUGUCUAAAUCUCAGGGGAAGAGGCUGAAUUAGAGCAGAGCUGUUUGAACCAGAAGCACAAAGAACUAAGAUGGUGUGAUGGUGCCGUGGCAGGAAUGGGGCAGGUACUAAAAAACAUAUACUUAUUUGUUUUACAUAGCAGACCAACAGUACUUUUGCAUUUCUUUGUGCUUAACUCAUCGAAAUAUUUCUUCAUCAAGGUAGAUUUCAGGAUUUAAACUUCAUUGUGGAUACUAUGUCCAUUUUCCAGUCUCCUGACUUGUCUGAAGAUGUAAGCAUGGGUUUACAGCUAGAAAUGACCAGUAACCUCUUCUUCUGGAACAUAAACUAUUUAACUGCCAAAUGAAGCUUUAUGGUCAAAUAUGUUUAACUCCAUCAUCAUCUGCAUAUGACAGUUUUUGUCGAAGACAGUUGAGGUAGAUUACCUCCAUGUGCUGUUCCUAGAUGACAUAUACUGUGUAUGAUUAAGUCUACAUAGCAAGUUCUUGAGGUCAUAAUCAUGAUUGAAUCAUUUGAUAAGUUGAUAAGGUAUAAGAAAGUUUCCUCAAUUAUGUUUGCCUAAUCGAGUUGUACCCUGGGAACUGAUACAUAGGGGCUCUGCAGGGAGGCAAAUUUUAGGCAAACUGUCAUGGGCCGCAUGACUGGUUUUAAAGAGAUAAUCGUUUAAGUAAUAAUUCUCAACACUUACAAUGUUGUCUAUAAGUAACUGGACAAUCUCAAGACUUUGUUGUUUUGGCUCCAUACAUUGGAUUUGAAACAAGGUCCAAAUGCAGAAUGUUGACUUGAAAUUGAAGGUACUCUAUUAACUAUUUCAGACGAAUCAUCUAGGAGUCACAGCUUUUUAUACACAAACCCCAAUUUCAGGGAAACAUGUUUUGGACAAAUUUUAGUACAAAAGGCCUGAAGCCUGUGAACCACAUUCUCCAUCAGAUGCUGGGUGUGUUAUGGAGCCUUCUCAGUUCUCGUUUUUAGGACUUUUUGUCAUCGGUCUUGAUUCAUUUAUUUGCGUAUUAGUGGGGUUCUGGUCAGGUGAUCUACUUGGCUCUGCUAGCUAAUCUCUUCAUUAUCAUGCUGUACAAAGCACCAUCAACUGAGCUCUGAGCUUUUCUCUUUUUUUGGGCAGGAUCUGAGCAAUAAUGAUGCAGUGACUUACAGCAGGCCAGGCAUUGCAGUUGCUAUGUGAUAAAUCUUUUUCCUCUUCAUCUUUUUCAAUCGAGUGUUUAAUAACUAAGCAAUUACCCAGUUCAUUAAAGAUUGCAUCUGCUUUUUCAGCUGUAGAAAUCGGAUGCUCAUGAUUACUUUUUGUUGUUCUCCACAUGAAAGAAGUAACUCAUUAUCUGCACUGAACACACCUAGAUGUUACAUAUAUCAGCAAUUUGGAUGUAAAUAAAUUCUAUUUAUUUAUUCAAUGUAAUAUUGGGAAAAAGAAAUUGCAUGUGCAAAAGUUUGGACACACGUUCCGUUGAUCCACUAGGCUUUUCUUAAGGUAUUAACAUAUUAGAUUUCAGUCCAAGUCAGGUGUCUACAAUUCCAGAUCAUAAUAAAUGAUGUGAUUAGACUAUAAAAUAUAUGUAAACAUGUCCUGCUUACAGUUUUCAAUGGAAGUUAAAGAGACCUGUGAAGUUGAUUUGUAAAACUCACAACUUCUCUGAUAAAACUGCUCAUAGACUUGUCAGGUGUGCAAAGUAAAACCCCCACAUCACAAAGAUUUGGCUGGGACAGGAACAUCAUCUAUAUUAAAGGAUAAUGAGAGGGAAACUGUAAUCUCAUCACAAAGUCAGCCUUAGAAAUAUGCACCACUACAGUUAGGUAAGCCAGAGGCAUCAUUGAAACAGGUGGUGAUGUUUGGAGAAAAGAAAUAAGAACAGCAUUCGAUGAAGGGAACACCUUGUUAACUGUUGGUGUUGGACAUGUUAUAUUUCAGGGGUGCGGCAGCCCCCGUGACACAUGAAAUGUUCUGGGGAUAAAGAGGAGAAAGAAUUCUACUAAAUAUUAACAAAUCUUGGAGCCUAAUGUCCCUCAGUCAGUGAUAAAGCUGAAGAAAAAAAGAGGUUGGAAAUGACAACAAAACAAUGAUCCCAGAAAUGCAUUAAAAUCCACCUUGAACUGCUUUAACAAUGAAAAGAUAAAGGUUUGGGAAUUGGUACCAUCAGCAACCUUGAAAAUGAUCAAAAUUUGCAGGUAGAUCUCAAACAUGAUGCACAUGGAAUAUGACCAAGUGAUGUGAAAGUAAAAAAUCGAUCAACAAAUGAAGAAUAGAAAGACUUAGUUGGCUACAAAGAACAUUUCCUGCAAAGUCAAUGAAGUGUAUUAUUAAGUGUCUUAAUAAGUAUUGACUGGAAAUGGUGCCAAAACUUUGCCCAUUUCAUUUUUUUUUCCAAAAUAUUACAUUUUGCAAAGAAAUAUUCCAAUUAUAUGUCUAAAAACGGCUGUGAUUUCUUCAUGCUUCUCUUGAUGUGGAAGAUGUGGACGUUUUUAACUGAUGAUGUAUUUCUGAGCCAAAACAACAAAACCUGUGUCCUGGUCCAUCUUAUUUAUGGCCUGUGCUGGCCAUCUGCACCACACCUACUGCAUAUAUCUCUGUAAAUGAAACAUUUUUAAAUGGAGAAAGCACUGGGUUUUGCACACACUACUGUAAAAUAUAACCAAGUGAUGAAAUACCUGGACUAUUUUUUGCGAGAAAUGUGAGAGACACCUGAGCCAACAAAGCAAGGGCAUUGGUCACAGGCCCGAGGAACGGCCAAUCCUCCAAGAAUCACCUGUGGAUAUUAUUUAAAAAAAGAAAUGUGAAUAGUAUUUUUAUAGAGAACCGAGCGGCAUUUACAAGGCGGAUUUGUAAAUACAGUGAACCUCUUUCCUCUGGAUUUUUAAUAUCGUUUCACAUUUUCUCUCUCUGUGUUGUCCAUUUCUGUUUAACAUGCGCUGUCUGUAGUAGUGGUCUGGCACAGUGUCAGUUACUAUGUGUACUAUUUGAUUGUGAUCUUUGCACAGUACAGUUGCCCAUGUUCAGAUUAACGUUCAUGAAGGACUGAUUUACGGUAAUAUUCUGUAAACCAGGGAGAUCUAAGCAUGAAUAUGUAUGCAGUAAUGAAGUUGGUCCUAAUUUUCUAAUUUCCAAAUGGGCUUAAAAUCAAAUUUUAUAUCGGUUCUACUUUCUUUUUCAAGUUUUUCUGCCUCUGCCUUUAUAGUUAUUGGUAGUAUCUUUGAUUUUUGAUAUCACUUUUGUUUUUAUUUCUUAUUAUGCUGCAUGUUUAUGCAUAUAAUUCCCUUAAUUUGUAAAUUUAUUAUUUACCUUUGAGUUUUUGGUUUUGUACCAUAGCUGAUAUUAUUAACAAGCUAGCUCCCCAGUAGUAUGUACACACACACACACACACACUGUAAUAAAUGAAAUAAAUCAAACAAUGCAAAGCAAAAUUUAGUUUAGAUGAACAAAAACACUGCAAAUCAACGUAUGCCCAUUUAAAAUUUUACAGUGUUCUAAAUAAUAUUGAAAUUGGCUACAAUCUAGAAACCUAAUUUUUCAAAAAUUCUCUUAAACACUUAAAUAUUUAAACUAUAAACAAAAAAAACUGGUUUGAUUGGAGAUGCUCCGUUCUAAAGAAAGUCAGAAUUACAUAGUUUGACAUAGGAACCAGACAUCUCAUGCCUCUAAAAGCUAAGCAAGCUAAGCUAAACUUAAACUUAAAGAUACUGUUUAAUGAUCGUUUUGAGAGAAGUUUUUGACCUAAAAUGUACUUCUGAAAUACCUUCACGGUUGAGGGGUACAUGCAGGACGUUGCAUGGAAAAUAGUACCCAAGAGAACUUCUAGACAUCACAACUCCUGGCUCUGUUCCUAUCACCACUGUAAAGAAAUCAGAGUCGAAGCUUCCCUAGGAAGGAGCUUUUAACAGCAAACCACAACUUUCUUUACAUCGUUAUGAAAAAGCCAUAGAAUUUUAAGACGAUCUUGGUGAAAAACGUUUGUUGGCACAGCCACCCUCAAAGGAGGAACCCAGUGUAGAUCAGGCCCGGGAUUUUACGGGAAGUUAAAUGCAAAAUACUGCUGAGCAGGAAACGUGGAAUCUGAACAGGUAUCUAAAGGUUAGAACGAGCACAUUCAGUCUUAAAGGGUUCCAACUGUCGCUGUAGGUGUUGAUCUAACAUUGGCGAUUGUACUGGGCAGAUUUGAACGUUAACGUCCGCAGUGCCGUCACGUUCCCCUCCUACCCUUCGUGCAGUUCGUAUUGAGCUUCGCUCUGUGGAUUAACGCCUUCUUUUCUUGCUGCUUUGACUAGUUGCUGUGGCUACUUCCCUUUGUUCACCUCCCCUAAUGCCCAUCCUUUAUCUUUCUCUUUGUUCUACGAUGUAAAUAUGCGUGUAGACGACCUACUGCAAGAUGCAAGACCUUCUGAAAAACUACAUACUGCUGCCCCACUUUCUGUGUCGUACUUCACCAUUUCAAUUUUUGAACCCCCUCACCCAAUGAUGACGUGUGACAGAGUGCAUUUACCUUACUAUUUACUAAAACCACUUUGUACGUGUUUAUUUCACUUAUAAAUUAACCUUAACAGGACAUACCUACCCUAAUUGGAACCUACUGUACUUUGGAAAUUCCUGCGUUGAGAUGUUUAUGCAGUACACCCAAGUUGAAUUUCAGAUGAAACCUGUGUAUAAUGUGAAAAAUGUGUGACGUCUAUGCUUAAACAAGAUUUUUUCUUGGAACGAUUUAUGGACUUUUAUGUUUAUUAGUUGUUUUUUUUUUCCAUUUCAUGAUGAUCAAGUUUUUAUUUUGUCCUGAACAGUGGCCAUCCGUUCCCUCUGAACUUUACAGCAUAUAGAACCUGAGGCUUUAUAUCUAUCACUGGAAUACUUUCCUUGCAUUUGUUACAUGACCCUGUCAAAAAAUAUAUAUUUUUAAUUUAAUACAAAUAAAGAUCAAGUGAAUAUUUGAA